CACGCGUUUUUGUUUUGUUUGCGUUCACGUUAUCAUUAUUUGGUAUUCAUUUACAUUUAUUUUUGCCUAAGAAAGUCUCAAUAAAUAUGUCAAGAAGACCCGAGCAUUCGGCACCGCCCGAAAUUUUUUAUAACGAGGAUGAGGCCAAAAAGUACUCCCAGAACUCCCGUAUUAUUGAAAUCCAGGUUGAAAUGGCGGAACGUGCAUUGGAGCUGCUUGCGUUGCCUGAUGACGAUGAGACGCGGCUGAUUUUAGAUAUUGGCUGUGGUUCGGGGCUGUCAGGCAGUGUCCUGGAAGAUGCAGAUCACAUGUGGAUUGGUGUCGACAUAUCCAAGGCCAUGCUGGAUAUUGCCGUUGAGCGUGAAGUUGCAGGCGAUGUUAUUUUGGGUGAUAUGGGCGAGGGAAUGCCCUUCAAGCCGGGUACUUUUGAUGGUGCUAUUUCAAUAUCGGCAUUACAGUGGCUUUGCAACGCCGAUAAAACGUCACAUAAUCCACAUAAGCGAUUGCUCAAGUUCUUCACUACACUUUUCUCGUGUCUGACGCGCACAGCGCGUGCAGUUUUUCAAUUUUAUCCCGAGAAUUCGGAUCAAAUUGAAAUGGUCACAUCUCAGGCCAUGAAGGCGGGCUUCUAUGGCGGUCUAGUCGUUGAUUAUCCCAACUCAACAAAGGCCAAGAAGUACUAUUUGGUGUUGAUGACUGGCGGCGCAGCGCCUCUGCCUCAAGCCUUGGGCUCGGCGGAGGAGGAGCGACGUGUGAACUAUAUCAAGAAACGGGACGCUUGCCGAGAGGCACGCGGGAAGGCGCCAAAGAAAUCGCGAGAUUGGAUUUUAGCUAAGAAAGAGCGACGUCGUCGCCAAGGCCUCGAGACGCGCCCAGACACAAAGUAUACAGCACGCAAACGCAGCGGUCGUUUCUAAACAUAAUUUAUAGCGAGAAUAUAGCCGAUAAAAGGUA
Molecule: messenger RNA, 954 nt
Organism: Scaptodrosophila lebanonensis
Lineage: Eukaryota; Metazoa; Arthropoda; Insecta; Diptera; Drosophilidae
Product: probable 18S rRNA (guanine-N(7))-methyltransferase
Exons: 4
Coding region: 87-917 (276 amino acids)
Biological process (GO): rRNA (guanine-N7)-methylation
Cellular component (GO): nucleolus
Molecular function (GO): rRNA (guanine) methyltransferase activity
Source: RefSeq, a predicted model, not a curated record